Pyrus x bretschneideri (Chinese white pear) is the source of this 1070-nucleotide messenger RNA. RefSeq names its product photosynthetic NDH subunit of lumenal location 3, chloroplastic-like. The record is from RefSeq and is a predicted model, not a curated record. Gene Ontology annotation, cellular component: extrinsic component of membrane; photosystem II oxygen evolving complex; chloroplast. The coding region runs from base 592 to 957 and encodes 121 amino acids. Gene Ontology annotation, molecular function: calcium ion binding. Gene Ontology annotation, biological process: photosynthetic electron transport chain; photosynthesis. The transcript is spliced from 3 exons. NCBI's taxonomy places the organism in Eukaryota, Viridiplantae, Streptophyta, Magnoliopsida, Rosales, Rosaceae.
UGAAAGCGGCUUUAAAUUUUUCGGCAACAACGACAUUACCAAAGAAUCAUUAAACUGUAGUGCUAGUACAAUAUUGAAGAUGGAUGUUGACGAAUGCCUUCAUAUCAACAUUGGACAACUUCAUACAUGUCCUUUCCAGAAGGGCAGCUUACUGUUAACCCAAAAAAAAAAAGUUAAAAUUGGACCUCAAUUCUUAAUUUUAUUUAAGCCGCUAAUCCAGCUCUUAAACCAAAUUUACAAAAAAAAAAAAAAAAAUUGUGUCUAAAAUUUGAUCAGAAAUAAGGAGUGAUGCACCACUUUCAGAGCAAGAGAACUUUACGGGUUACCAUUGAUUUUAAUUUUCCACUAUUUUUUUUUGUUAAUUUCUAAUCCCAAACUCUAAUUAAAAAAGAAAAAAUAUUAAUACAAAACCCACCACCAUCGCAGUCCCCACCUUUAUUUCUCUUUCUUAAAAUAUUUUUAGAUGAAUAAUUUUGCACGAUUAAAACAAACUUUUUAGUUGAAAUUUCUUGCCUCAAAAAGUAGUUAUUUAAUUAAUUUUAUUUAUGCUUUUCUCUCUGUUGAAGCAGUAGUGACUACAGGAGGCAACAGAUGAUAUAUCCUCGUUUUCCAGAACACCGUUCAGGGCAUGGUAAAAUGGUGGACAUGCAAUUAAAGGGAAGUGCUUGCAGGAUUAAGAAGUGUGCUUUCGAUUUACUGUCAAUCGGGAACGAUCUGACGAACGACGAGCACUCGUGGGAGUUGAUGGGAAGGGAUCUCCGCCUCAAAUCCACGUUCUUGUACUGUGAUCUUAAUCAGAUGAUCUCUCGUUCACCAAGGGACCAGAAGAGAGCUCUCACUGAACUUGCCAACAAACUGUUUUGCUCCAUUGAAGAGUUGGAUCAUGCGGUGAAAAUUCAAAGCCUGCCGUUGACCCAAGAUCGAUACAAUGAGGCUGCUGUCAUUUACAGGAGGUGAUGGCUCUCGCGUCUUAAAAAUAAUCCCGUCGAUGGUUAUAAACACUGAUCUGUACAUUAUUGUGCACACAAAUUUCAUGUCAUCUGUAAAUAAAUAGCUCUAUCCUCGAGUCA